Molecule: messenger RNA, 471 nt
Organism: Penicillium digitatum Pd1
Lineage: Eukaryota; Fungi; Ascomycota; Eurotiomycetes; Eurotiales; Aspergillaceae
Source: RefSeq, a predicted model, not a curated record
AUGUCAGCCGAGCUUCCAUGGCAUGCUGCAUAUCCAUCACCAAGGGGCGCGGCACCUUCCAUUUCAAGAGAAGAGCUACUGCAGUGGAUUCAAGAGGGGAGACAAGCAGGCAAAGACUUUAUACUUGUUGACCUACGUCGCACAGACUAUGAGAGUUUAUACCCCAUGAUUCCUACUUUAUAUUCGCUCGUAUCGAACAGCCGCGUGAAAGAUGUGAUUUGGUACUGUGGUGAGUCUUGCGAAAUAAAUAUGACUACGACUUCCUCAAGUGCGAGUUCUAAUCUCUCUUCAGGGUCAUCUGCUGGUCGAGGCACUCGUGCAGGAGGGUGGUUUGCGGAUCACCUCGAAGAUCACCAUGAUACAGAAGUCAAGAGCUGGGUCCUAUCGGGUGGCAUUAAAGGAUGGGUUGCAGCCGGUCCUGACUAUACAUCCUGGAUGGAUGGGUACGAGGCCUCUGUCUGGAUAAAGUAG